AUGCCGAGUCUCAUUCGGCAUCUGCAUGACUUCGCCAGAGAGGUGGACCUGACCAUUGAUGAGUGGAUGGCGGGCAUUGAGCUGAUCAAUGAGUGUGGUCGGAAGUCCGAUGAUAAGCGCAAUGAGACCGGACUGUUGUGUGAUAUUCUUGGGCUUGAGUCGCUCUCUGACGAGAUCACCUCCAAGCUAUUAGCAAGCUCUGAUGGUGUAACGCCGUCUGCCAUCCUUGGCCCAUUCUACCGGGAGAAUGCACCAAUUCUGCCCAAUGGGAGCUCCAUAGUAACAGUCCAUGAAUCAUGGGCAGAAGCAGCGGCACGAGACUCAGCCUUCAUCACGGGUCGCGUGUUCUCUGGCUCGAAGAAGCCGAUAUCUGGUGCAAUCGUCGAUGUCUGGCUAUCGGCUCCCAAUGGGUUAUACGAGCAGCAGGAUGAUGCACAGGCCGAGAUGAAUCUCCGUGGUCGCUUUCAGACCGGUGGCGAUGGGCGAUACAGCCUGUACGCCUUGCGACCGACGCCAUAUCCCAUUCCGAGUGACGGACCAGCAGGCCGUUUCUUGCAGCUGCUAGACCGGCACCCGUAUCGCCCGGCCCACAUCCAUUUUAUCGUUUCGGCUCCCGGCUUCCGGACACUCACGACGCAGGUCUUCGAUAGUCGUGACAAGUACAUCACGACAGACUCCGUAUUUGCGGUCAAGGAGGAAUUGGUUGUCGACUUUGUGCCUCGAGAAGGAGACGAGCACGCCAAAUGGACCUUGGAGUACGACUUUGUUCUUGGGGAAGACUUAUGA
This is a messenger RNA of Phaeoacremonium minimum UCRPA7, 786 nucleotides long. RefSeq names its product putative catechol -dioxygenase 1 protein. Gene Ontology annotation, molecular function: catechol 1,2-dioxygenase activity; ferric iron binding. The coding region runs from base 1 to 786 and encodes 261 amino acids. Lineage: Eukaryota; Fungi; Ascomycota; Sordariomycetes; Togniniales; Togniniaceae. Gene Ontology annotation, biological process: catechol-containing compound metabolic process. The record is from RefSeq and is a predicted model, not a curated record. The transcript has 2 exons.